CAGCCUCCUGGCGUUCCGCCUGUACCCGGAUCCGGAACCGGGUCAGGACCCGUACCCGGUGGGUUGGUUUAUGCACAGCUGCCUAAUCAGAGGCCUCCGUAUAUGCCGAUGCCUAAUGGGUACUUGCCCUUGCCGCCUCCUGUGUCUACUUGAUUGAGAUAACGAUGAGAAUGGUUUGGAAGGCUCCAAUUUAGAGACUACCACUAUCAACAAAGCUUUUGGUAUGCAUAUACGUACUUCUUGAUUGUCGUUGUUCAAUAGUUUUUGAAGUGGAAAAAGAUAGAAUUUCUGUAGAUUAUGUUGACUUGAAGUGAGCCGACUAUAAUCUAUUGCCACUUUUUAUGCUAAAUAAUACCUGGUUUGUGCCAUGUUCAUUUUAGUAGGGCUUGUAAUGUAGUCCUAAGUGGACUUGCCCUUCGGUUUUCGUUACUUUAUUUUGCGGCAGCAGAACCAUGCUUGCAACUGACUGCUCCUUGCCUUUGUAUACCAAGGUAUUGCAAUCUUUUAAUAUCCAGUAUUUCUUUUCUAUGCUAAGCAUGUAUCUUCCUUCCUUAUUAAUAAGAAAGAUAAAAUAAAAAAGUAUAAUUACACUAAAGUUUGUGGGUAGAAAUAGAAUGUUUAUGUCGUCAGUUUGAGUGGGACACAAGGGGUCUCAUAUUACUUCAUUCCAAUCAUUCAAUUGGUGCAUUGGAUAGUCUAAGAAGACUACUGAUAUGCUGUGGAAAUGGAGGUAACCUUACUCGCAAUUUGUGUUUCCAUUUUUCUUUCCAGAAUUCCAUGUUUCAUUGUUUUACUUCAGGCUUUAUGUUCAACUGGUGCGUUUUGACAUGCCUUUGCUGCUAUUCAAAUUGAUUGUGCCAUGUCGUAAGAGCGAUUAAUUAUACUUUAAACUUCAUAAUAUGAUUAAAUACUUGUGCCUUUUUUCUUAAAGAUUUACUAUUGAAAUUUGCUUUGAUUAUGUUCUAACAAAUUUGCAUAGUAUCUGCAUUACUGUUGUGCAGGAAUUCCUCGUUAUCCCAGCGUCUACCCAGUAAUGGCUCGACCAGUAUUUCCUCCACGUCCGUUGGGAAUAGUUGGCACCAAUCUUACACUGGCACGACCUCCUGUUCCUGGAGUGCGUGGUCCGCCAAUAAUCCCUCCUGCUAUCAGACCAGGUGGAAUUCCAAGUGUUACACCUACAGAGAAGCCGCAAACAACAGUUUAUGUGGGCAAGAUAGCAUCAACAGUAGACAAUGAUUUCAUCCUCUCAGUCCUGCAACUCUGCGGGCCUGUAAAGAGCUGGAAACGUCCUCAAGAUCCAACGUCUGGGACUCUGAAAGGCUAUGGAUUUUGUGAGUUCGAUUCUGCAGAGGGGAUUCUUCGUGCAAUUAGGCUGCUGAGCAAAUUAAAUAUUGAUGGACAAGAACUGAUGUUAAAUUUUAACUCAGCAACUAAAGAGUACUUGGAGCGAUAUGUUCAAAAGAAAAGGGAAAAUGCAAAAAGUUCUGAAAAAGUUGGCGCUGAAGGUGGUCAAGUGACUGAGAAAGAGGAAAGAAAUGGAACAGGUAGUGAGAAAGGUGUUCCUCCAGAGUCCACUCAAGAGGAGUCUAAAGAUGACAACAUUACUGACCAAAAAGAUCAAGAUGUUACUAAGUUUGGUCUUGUGACUGAUGAAGACAAGGAAGCUGACCGAGGUGCUUUAGAGAAACUCAAUGGCAUGAUUGAAGAAAGAUUGAAGACGCAUCCAUUACCACCCCCACCCCCAUCAGUGGAUACCACUGUUUUUGAUACUUCAACCCCAGAAGGUCAUGUUGGAUUAAAGGAAGGCGACAUGGAUGUGGAUAUAAUGAAAAAUGAUGCAGCAGAUGACAAAAAUGAGGAUGAUAUGAGAAGUGCAAACAGAACUCCUAGUGAGCAUGAUAAACAAGAUACAAGUUCACCUCACAGGAGCAGAAAAAGUGAUAGGAGUAGAGAUCGCGAACGGGAUGCUAAAAGGGAAAGGGAAAAAGAACUUGAAAGGAACGAGUUAGAAAGGGAACAAGAACGGGCUAAAAGAGACAGAGAAAGACAGUACAAGACUAGAGAGGAGGAGCGUCGAUACAGGCUGCGUCUUGAUGAUUGGGAACUUCGAGAAAAACAAAAGGAUCAAAUGCGGAGGCUGGAGAGAGAAAAAGAGGAAGAAAGGGCAGAUGAUCGGAAGUAUGACAUUAUAGAUCAAGAGCAUGAAAGUUAUGAUGAUUAUAACAAGAAGCGGAAACACAGAAGUAGUGGGGAGGAGAGGAAAAGGAGGCUGAGAGAGAAGGAAGAGGACUUGGCUGACAGGUUAAAAGAAGAAGAAGAAAUUGCUGAGGCCAAGAUGAGAGAGGAAGAGGUUCUAAAAAAGCAGAAACAAGAGCAAGAAGACGCUAUGAGGCUUUUGUCUGCUUCUGCAACUAAAAAAACUGAAGAGGCUGUUGAUGAAGUCGCUGCUGAAUGCAAAGAAGUCAUUGGUCGGUCUCCCAACAAUGAUAUGGGGCAUGAAAAUCGUACUACUGACAGGAUCCAACAAAAUGGCACUGGUGAUGAAAUAUGUACAAACUCUAUUGGUGCGGUAGAUACACAGCUGAGCAGCAAUGUUCAAAGUAGAAAAUUGGGUUUUGGUCUUGUAGCAUCUGGAAAACGAACCACAGUUCCCUCUGUUUUCAAUGAGGAAGAUGAGGAUGCACAGAAGGAGAAAAAGAUGCGGCCCCUGAUUCCCAUUGACUACUCACAUGAGGAACUACAGGCUGUCCAACGUGGUCCUUCUGGGUCAUUGUCUCCAGACUUGGCUGCAGCAGCCGAAUUUGCCAAGCGCAUUACAGGUGUCAACUCAAAAGAAGAGAAGCCUGAGGCUGAAAAGGAUAGAAGUAGACGUUCACAUGAAAAAUCUAGCCACCGUGGCCAAGAGUGGAAUGCUCAUGGGGGCAAUCGCACUAGAGAUGAUUACAGAAAGGAUACUGUUGACCAUGACAAGGACCAGGAACGACAAUCAGAUAAAGUAAAAACACAAGAAAACCGGAAGCUUCUUGAUGCAAAGCAGUUGAUUGAUACAAUUCCGAAGACAAAGGAUGAGUUGUUCUCGUAUAAGAUCAAUUGGGCCAUUUAUGAUAAGAAUCAACUACAUGAGAGGAUGAGACCAUGGAUCUCUAAGAAAAUUACCGAGUUUUUGGGUGAAGAAGAAACGUCACUAGUAAACUACAUCGUGUCCACCACCCAGGAACACGUGAACGCAUCUGAGGUGCUAGACAGACUUCAGACUAUUCUUGACGACGAAGCUGAGAUGUUUGUGCUGAAGAUGUGGAGGAUGCUUAUAUUUGAAAUCAAGAAAGUAGAGACAGGGCUUGCUGCAAGGCCGAAGGCUUAAUACAAUCUGUUGCACAAUUGAAUUUUUGGAAUUUCCUUUUUAAGCAAUUUACAUAACACCACCUUCAUGAGGUGCAACUGCCGUGGCAGUUUGUAAUCAUAGAUCUUUCAUUUUUCUGGACGAAUGCAAUUCUUCGCAUUGGAAUUAAAGAGAGGUUGACAAUUUCA
Molecule: messenger RNA, 3528 nt
Organism: Daucus carota subsp. sativus
Lineage: Eukaryota; Viridiplantae; Streptophyta; Magnoliopsida; Apiales; Apiaceae
Product: RNA-binding motif protein 25
Exons: 7
Coding region: 1034-3361 (775 amino acids)
Biological process (GO): mRNA processing
Molecular function (GO): RNA binding
Source: RefSeq, a predicted model, not a curated record